Messenger RNA from Peronospora matthiolae, 4032 nucleotides. The record is from the annotation of a GenBank genome assembly. Lineage: Eukaryota; Oomycota; Peronosporomycetes; Peronosporales; Peronosporaceae.
AUGGGACGGAAUGAGGAUGAAUACGUCACUUACACCAUCGUGACGUGCCAAGAAAGUGCGACUUCACCAGCUGACGUCGCCACAAUGAAGAUAAAGCGCUUUCGCGGUGGUUCAUCGAAGGACUGGCUCACAUGGAGCAUGCAGUUUCGAAGCCUCGCGAAACGAAAAGGCUGGAGAGCUGACCAACUAUCCGUUCAACUUCUUACGCUGAUUGACGGUGAUCUGUUGCGCGAAGUAGAGCGCAUUGCCAGCGAUGCUUCCAGCAAAGGCCUGACAUUUGAAGACUUUUACCGGGAGGUUGGACUUCUUCUGGUCCCAGCGGAUUACUGUGAAGACCUGGAUGAAGAACUAUGGACACUCACCAAGCGCAGAGAAGAGACGGUACAACGCUGCGCGGCACGGCUAAGACAGCUUGCACAGAUGUACGCCGAGUUGCCCCAGGAUUCGCAAACCAUCUCAGAGCUUCAACAAUGUCGAUAUUUUCGCCGCGCCAUGCCGCCGCACUGGCAGGACAAGCUCGCGUGCUGCGGAAUUUCGUAUGAGACGGUGAACGAACUGGCGAUGUAUUUCGAGCGCCUCGAAAGGCGCGAGAGGCAGACUGGCCGGGAUCGCCUAAAUGGUCCAGCUACCCAGGGUGGUGAAAAGGGUCAAGGUCGACGCGACCAACAACGCCCUACCGCUGACCAGCGCAGAGAUCGGCGCAACCCUCGCGAGCAUCGCGACACGCGUCAAGAUCAUCGAGACCGACCUGGUGUACAAGGCGGCAAGAAGAAGCAUGACCGUCACCAAGAACACGGCAAGUGGUGUUCAUUCCACAAAUCAAGCUCGCACGAUUCCAGCGAAUGCUUUGCCCUCAAGAAGCAACGCGAAGAGCACAAGCCUGCCGAGACGAAACGAACUGCUCACAAAAAGAGUAAUUACCCAAGAUUCGAAGAGGAAGAGGCAAGCGACAGUGACAGCGACAGCGAGCUUAAGCUUGUCGGCCUUGUCAAGAAGAAGCAACCGAGCGCCAAGCUCGCCCCACUCCGGAUCCCGGUACAAUUCAAAGACGCGAGUGGCACCUUCAAUGCCCUGCUAGACAGUGGUGCUUCGCGGAGCAUAAUCAACCAAGAAACUAUGCGAGCCAAUGCUCAGCUUGGGCAUAGACAAGUCGAGUCGGCGACAAAGUUUCAGACGGUCAACGGAGAAGUCGCUAGUGCUGGUAGUACGAUUGUACAGUUCCGCUUUCCGUCUCUCCAGCCUUCGACCAUAAUCACGCACAAGUUCGAAAUUCUGGAUCAGAGCCAGGAUGCCAUGGUGAUCGGUCGUGAUAUCCUGAAUGAACUAGGAAUCGUGCUCAAUUUUAAAGACAAACUGGUUCAGUGGGAUGGUCACGAUACACAUUUAAACACCGGCGGGUCAUCGUCUCCCAACGCAAGUGAUUAUGAAUUCCCCGAAGAGAGCAAAGAAGUCGAUAACACUGCAGUGCGACCAGAAGACCUCAUGCCAGACAGGCUAUCCAAGCCACUCGUCGGCAAAUAUCUCCAGCUUCUUCGCGAUAACGAGCAUCUCUAUGACGGUCACUUGGGGAGGAUGAGAUUCGAAGACUACGCUCUACCAAUAGUGCCGGAGUACAAGCCUGUACACGCAAAACCUUAUCCAGUCCCAAGAAGCCUCGAAAACAAGGCUCGAGAGCUCAUCCAGCAUUUGGUCAGCAUCGACGUGCUGGAGCAGAUUUUUGAUUCAGAAAUGGCAUCGCCUGCUUUUUUUCUCAAGAAGCCCAACGGAUCACUUCGUCUACUGAUAGAUUUUCGCGGACUCAACCGAUAUCUGAAACGCAGCCCUUAUUACGUCCCACGUAUACGCGAGAUCCUGUUGCGUCUCGCAGGAGCCAAGUAUCUGUCAACAUUCGAUGCUAAUAUGGGGUAUUACGCGCGUCGCCUUGCUGCCUCAAGCCGUGGUCACACAGCUUUCUGUCUUCCGUUCGGGAAGUAUCAAUACAAACGACUCCCAAUGGGCAUUUCUACAGCACCGGACGAAUACCAAGCCUGCAUGGAGAAGAUUUUUGGCGAUCUGGCUUUUGUCGUAGUCUAUUUGGAUGAUAUACUCGUCUACUCCGAUAGUGAAGAGACGCACCUAGAGCACCUACACAUUGUGUUCAAGCGACUAACCAAGUAUGGGGUAACUCUCAACGGAAAGAAGUGCCACAUCCUCAGACAGUCCGUCGACUAUCUCGGCUUUACGCUGACAUCUCAAGGGAUCCAGCCCCAACAAAAGAAGAUUCAAGCCAUCCAACAAAUUUCCGUCCCCAAAACCAGGAAGGAACUACGCCGCUUCCUCGGAAUGAUUAAUUACUAUAGAGAUAUGGUACCCAACAAGACGGCAUUGUGCCAACCUCUCAACCGAUUCACCAGCUCCAAAGUCCCGUUCGACUGGUUGUCUAGCGACACGGAAGCAUUUCACGCUAUCCAGAAAGCGUUUGCCCAAGCCGUACUGCUCGCGUUUCCUGACUUUGAGCAACCAUUUCACGUCUACGCCGAUGCCAGCGGAAAGCAAAUCGGUGGCAUCAUUAUGCAGAAGAACCAGAUUCUCGCCUGCUAUUCCCGAAGUCUCAACAAGCAUCAAGUGAAUUACACAACGAUGGAGCUUGAGCUCCUCUCUAUCGUUGAAAUGCUGCGCGAAUACCGCACCAUGCUGCUCGGGUUCCCUGUGGUUGUUCACACCGACCAUAAGAACCUAAUUUAUCCGACCGAAACCAGCCUGCGCGUUAAGCGCUGGAAGCUCCUGUUGGCUGAGUACAGGCUAUCGAUGCAUUACAUCAAGGGAACCAAGAAUGUUGGUGCUGAUGCGUUUUCCCGGAUGAGAUUCGAUGCGAUGAACACGAAGACUCAUUUGCAGCUCGCGGACGAGAUAUGCGCUACCGCUGAUGAACCAGAUUGUGUCAUGCAUGGUCCGGUUCUUCGCGAACAUCAAGAUAAGGACUUGAUGAUUCAAAAAAUCAAGACAGCUUGCCUCAACGGCAACAACAAUCCUGACUAUCAGCUUCUACCUCUACUCGGCUGCACGCUGGUCGCGUACCAAAAGCGCGUCAUCGUGCCCGAUAGCUUGCGAGAAGAUCUCAUUCGUUGGUAUCAUUUAACGCUCAGUCACCCUGGCGGUGAACGACAGUACAAGACAAUGAGGCAGGUUCUCUACUGGCCCGGAAUGGAAGCCGCGAUCAUCAAGAAUGCGAAAGAUUGUCUAAUUUGCAAGAAGGCAAAGGUCCACGGAGGCAAGCAGGACUAUGGAUUACUACCACCACGAACACUCAAGACGGUGAACCCCUUUGACACCGUUCAUGUCGAUCUCAUUGGUCCCUACGAAGACGGACACUACGGUAUUACCAUGAUUGACCAUGCGACGCGUUGGCUGGAAGUGGGUAUUCAGCACGACAAAACUUCGCUGACCACAGCCGAAAGCUUCGAUCGUGAAUGGCUGUGCCGCUACCCGCGUCCUGUAACGGUUAUACACGACCUAGGAACGGAAUUCACUGGUGAUGAGUUUCAAGAAUUGCUCCGCAGCUACGGGAUACAAGCCAAGCCUAUAACAAGCAAGAACCCUCAAGCUAACGCUAUUUGUGAACGCGUUCACCUCGAGAUUUUAAAUGUCAUCAGGUGCCACGAUGGCACUGACUGGAAGAAAACCAUUCACUACGCUGCAUUCGCCGUGCGAGCAAGCUACCACAGCAUUCUUAAUGCUUCCCCAGGUCAACUACUCUUCGGUCAAGAUAUGAUCACUCGUCAGCUUUAUAACGCCAACUGGAGCUAUCUAUCGAAGCGUCGUUUUGAUGCAAUUCUCGCCGACAAUGACCGCGAGAAUAGCAAACGCCUCGAGCAUUUCUACAAUACGGGAGACCACGUGAUGUUACGCGUCCCCAAGAAGUUCCGUGCAAAAUUGCACGCAGUGGCAACCGGACCUUUUGUUAUCCGCCAAGUUCACAGCAACGGCACUGUGACCAUCGACAAGGGAGCAAUGGCAGAACGUGUGAGCAUCCGCCGCAUUUUUCCGUGCUAA